Messenger RNA from Gaeumannomyces tritici R3-111a-1, 1330 nucleotides. Its product is annotated as tRNA(His) guanylyltransferase. Lineage: Eukaryota; Fungi; Ascomycota; Sordariomycetes; Magnaporthales; Magnaporthaceae. The coding region runs from base 155 to 1024 and encodes 289 amino acids. Gene Ontology annotation, biological process: tRNA modification. The transcript has 7 exons. The record is from RefSeq and is a predicted model, not a curated record. Gene Ontology annotation, molecular function: magnesium ion binding; tRNA guanylyltransferase activity.
CUUUGGGAUCAGCCUUGGCUGCAUUUCCUCCUUUAAUCACCUGUCAUGAAAGCUUCCAUAUAUAUUGGCCAAACGCCUUAUGGAUGUUGCAAACUAGCACGUGCGACUCCGUCUCCAGCGCAGAGGCUAGCUGGUGUGACGAACCCAAAUCGGGAUGGCAAACUCCAAGUUUGAAUAUGUGAGGCUGUUCGAGCAGCCGGACAGUCUGCUCCCCAAUACGUGGGUCGUCGUGCGUUUGGACGGACGAGGGUUUACCAAAUUUGCCACCAAGUAUGGCUUCAAAAAGCCCAACGACAAGCGUGCUCUUGACCUCAUGAAUGCUGCAGCCAAGUCGGUAAUAACAGAGCUCCCUGAAAUCACUAUCGCUUAUGGUGUCAGUGACGAGUUUAGCUUCGUCUUCCACAAGCACUGCGCCUUGUUCGACAGGCGUUCGAGCAAGCUUGUUUCGACUGUUGUGUCAACCUUCACUUCCUAUUACAUAUACUACUGGUCAACCUACUUCCCGGAGACGCCCCUGUCACCUCCUCUACCGAGCUUCGAUGGGAGAGCAGUCUGCUAUCCCAGCGUGCAGAAUCUGAGGGACUACCUCAGUUGGCGUCAGGUCGACUGCCACAUCAACAACCUCUACAACACCACAUACUGGACCUUGAUCCAGCAGGGCGGUCUUGAUGCCCAGGCAGCGGAGAGGUCUCUUGCGGGUACUUUCGCUGCCGACAAGAACGAGAUACUCUUCUCAAAGUUCGGGAUCAACUACAACAACGAACCUGAGAUGUGCAAGAAGGGAAGCGUCGUCUUCAGAGACUACAAGUUGGAGGAGCCGGGAAAUGGCCAGGACAAAAUACAGGAGGCAGAAAACCUCACGGAGCCCCCCAAGGAAUCCAAGACGCAAGCAGAGAGCAACAAGAAGAAGCGUGCAAAAGCAAGGGUCACGGUUGAGCACAUGGAUAUCAUCAAGGAUGAUUUCUGGGAUAGGCGUCCGUGGUUACUCUCCAACAAGCCUGGGGAGAUCCCCAAGGAGACGUAGGGUGUUGCUCAUGGAAAGAUGUAUUCUCGGUCGUGGCUCAUUUCGUAAAGAGUGCAGGCCUUUAUAAUAGGGCCAUGCCUGACUUUGCGGAUAACUCGACAGAACUAUUUAUUCGGGGGUUUGGGUGAUCUCAGCCCUCGGACCCCUUGCGGCGCUCAGUUUUUCUUUUCCUCUUGGCUUCCCUCCUGGCCUGUCUCUCCUCCUUUGUCUCGAGCGCCUUCUUGUCGAUUUUCCUCCUUCUCCUAGCAGUAAGGAUCUCCUCGACGUCUAGCGCCCCGCCAGUUGACUUGCGGGCUUUCUUCUCGG